Cladocopium goreaui is the source of this 1846-nucleotide messenger RNA. NCBI's taxonomy places the organism in Eukaryota, Dinophyceae, Suessiales, Symbiodiniaceae. The record is from the annotation of a GenBank genome assembly.
AUUGCUUAGAACCUGUGGCCAGCCUCUGCCCUAUGUGACAUAUCCCACAUAGAGAUGCCCGACUUCAAGUUGAAGACAGAUGAGAACAGCAAGGCUACAGAACUGCCAUUGAUUCGCAUUUGCGGUACUGUCGAGCAGAAUCCGCACAUGAGAGCCUUCUGGGGUGCCACCGUCUCCUUCUUCCUGGCGUUCUUGGGCUGGUUUGCCUUAGCGCCAUUGGGAUUGGAGGUAGCCACCAGCAUGGGCACUUGUGAGAACCAAAUCUACCCUCCGGUGGAGCAUCCUACGAGACUGGCAUACUUGAAGUUCAAGUCUCUGAAGACAGGCGAAGCUUACUGUCAGUAUGGCAUCAUCAAGAAUUCUGAUGACGACCCAAUAGACUGCGCAGAAGUGCCUUAUCCCCAAAACACCACUGGAACUGCGGAGGAGAAGAAGAAGUACCGACCCAGCAUUCUUUCCAGCUGUGUUUGCACGGCAGGAACCAAUUGCAACCACAUCAUCGCAAAUGCGGGUGUCGCAGCUGUGGGUUCAACAAUCUUCGUGCGCAUCGCCCUUGGAAACCUCCUGGAACGAUUUGGACCAGUGAACGUGCAAGCAGGUCUCUUAUCUUUCGGAGCUUUCUGGGUUGCAAUGGCUGCGUGCAUUUCAGCACCUUGGAACUACACUGUGAUAAGGUUCUUCAUUGGCUGUGUAGGAGCUACGUUUGUCACGAACCAGUUCUGGUGUUCCUUGAUGUUUUCCCCAAAUAUCGUUGGCACUGCCAACGCCACGGCAGCAGGCUGGGGGAAUUUGGGUGGAGGUGUGACGCAAAUCUUUAUGAUCUCGGUCCUCUUCAACCCGAUGAUCGACUCAGGGAUCGAUCCAAACACGGCCUGGCGGAUGGCGAUGAUCGUUCCAGCUGUCCUCUUCGUCCUGUGCGCAGUGACCUUGAAGCUCUUGUGCUGGGACACCCCCAUGGCAAAGCGAUUCGAUGUGGCCGUGAUGGGCAAGACCAAGAAGCCGUCUCUAUGGGAUUAUGUUGAGGUGCUGAAGGACAUCCGCGUGGUUGUGAUGAUCAUGCAAUAUUCCGCUUGCUUCGGCACAGAGCUGGCGAUGAACAACCAAUUGGCGACGCACUUCAGGACUUACUUCCAAAUGGAUGCAGGUGAUGCCUCGGCGUUGGCCGGAGCCUUCGGCUUGAUGAAUCUCUUUGCCAGGUCUUUGGGAGGAAUUGCCAGUGACAUCCUCUUCAAGUACUUUGGUUUUCGAGGCCGUAUUUGGGCGCAAUUCCUGGCGUUGUUCUUUGAAGCAAUCUUCUUGUUCUGCUUCGGACUGGUGGACAACACCCAACCAUGGUACGUUGCAUUGGCAGUGCUUAUUUUCUUCUCCCUGUUUGUCCAGAUGGCAGAGGGCACAAGCUACGGAAUUGUGCCUUUCAUGAAAAAGCAGCAGCUGGCCGUGGUGUCUGCACUUGUUGGUGCUGGCGGGAAUUUGGGAGCUGUCAUUGCUGGUUUUGCCUUCUACAAACCCAUCAGCGACCCUUUGCUCCCUUUUCAGGUACAUGCAGCGUACGUGUUGUUUUGGACCUUGUUGACGCCUUGCUACUACUGGAAGGAGCAUGGUGGCAUGUUCCAUGGACCAGCGGUGGAGUUUGCAACAGAGAAAGCUGAGAAUACGGCGUAAAUUUGGCAGAAAAUGUCAUGCCAAACUUUUGUUUAGGGACUGGUGUUAGGCAGUGCAUGGCAGUGCUCGUCCAAAGGACAAUAACACAUGCACAAGAUCCUGCAGUAUGGCCUGCAGGUUUCCCUUCAAAGAAGGUUUUUUCAUUGCCAACAUGUGUCCGCACAGGUGGUGCACGAUGUCAAAA